AUGGCCUCGCGAGAAGAUUUGGUACAGGAGGAUUUAGCUACCAUCAAGCGCUGUCGGAAGGGAUCCUUCUGGCGUGGGUGCGUCCCUACGACUAGGGGAGCCACACUAGUCGUCGUUGCUGCCCGGUCACGGGGGCUCUUCUUCAACCGCCCUUGGAUGCGCCCAAUGGCCUAUUAUCUUGCUGUCGUCUGUGGCUACCUUGGCGGCAGGAUAUCCUGCAUUGGCGAAUGUAAACGCAUGUUUCUGGAGUUGGAUAACAGUCGAAUAAAGGAUAUGCUAUUGGGUAAUACUGGUGGUACUCUGAACGGAUUCUCCGGUCAUGGAUCGGUCGGUGAGGGACCAACUGUCGUACAGACUCCGGUCGAUGAUGGUAAGAAACUCCAGCGACAAAUGACUUACGCCCAAAGAGAGGGGAUACUCCCACAAUCAUGA
Molecule: messenger RNA, 432 nt
Organism: Dibothriocephalus latus
Lineage: Eukaryota; Metazoa; Platyhelminthes; Cestoda; Diphyllobothriidea; Diphyllobothriidae
Source: the annotation of a GenBank genome assembly